UGUCUUGUAGGGGCUGGUCUUGGCCAUUAAAAUCACGGGCUGAAAAUGGGUCUCACUCUGGCCCUGCCUCAAACCAAUCUGCAAAUAAAUACUCGAGACAUUCUAGUCAUGAUCAUCUGUGAGACAAACAUCUGUCCUGAACUGAUCUUCUCUCUGAAAUCACCUGUUGAACAUCGAGUAGUGGAUUUUCUUUUGCACUUUUCAGACCUGCAGCAAGAUGCUGGUUUUAUUUUUCUGUCUGCUCUCUCUGACAGCAGCGGCUGCUGAAGUGGGUCUUGGUGGUAAAGUACUUCUGUUUCCAAACAAGACUGAUUCAAGCUAUGUUAAACUCACUCCUGAAAAGUCACUGAGUCUUAAAGCAUUUACUCUCUGCAUGCGUGUCGCAAUGGAGCUCCAGAGCGAGAGGGAGAUCAUUCUGUUUGCCUACUGCAUGCCCGGAUUUGACGAGCUCAACGUGUGGAGAGAGAAAGAUGGUCGGGUAUCCUUGUAUUUGCAUUCUAGUGGUGAAGCAGCAUUUUUCCACCUGCCUCCGCUCUCCAUCUUUCAUACUCACAUGUGCGUCACCUGGGACUCUGCACCUGGUCUUGCUGCCUUUUGGGUGGAUGGACGGCGCAGUUCCUUCCAGCUCUAUAGAAAAGGUCACUCAGUUCUUCCUGGCGGCACCAUCCUGCUCGGCCAAGACGCUGAUUCGUGUCCAGGGUCCUUUGAUGCAGAGCAGAGCUUUGUAGGUGAAAUUACAGAUGUGAAAAUGUGGAAUUAUGUUCUCUCUGGCAGUCAGAUUAAGGCGGUUUAUUCAAAUCAGGAACCGUAUGUGCCAAAGGGAAACGUGUUUGACUGGAGCACCAUCAAAUAUGAGACCAGGGGAAAUGUGCUAGUGGUUGAAAAUAACUGAUCCUAAUCAGUUGUAACUUCACACACAUUGUCAUCCACACAGUUGUGUCAGUCUUUAUGAUCUGUUCAUCUGUUUUAAUCAGUUACAAAACUGUACGGGGUUAACAAAUAAAUUUUUCUCAGCAUUACAA
Molecule: messenger RNA, 1022 nt
Organism: Ctenopharyngodon idella (grass carp)
Lineage: Eukaryota; Metazoa; Chordata; Actinopteri; Cypriniformes; Xenocyprididae
Product: pentraxin fusion protein
Exons: 3
Coding region: 218-892 (224 amino acids)
Source: RefSeq, a predicted model, not a curated record